Molecule: messenger RNA, 2506 nt
Organism: Papilio machaon (common yellow swallowtail)
Lineage: Eukaryota; Metazoa; Arthropoda; Insecta; Lepidoptera; Papilionidae
Gene: Dorsal
Product: embryonic polarity protein dorsal
Exons: 6
Coding region: 9-2156 (715 amino acids)
Biological process (GO): response to cytokine; non-canonical NF-kappaB signal transduction; innate immune response
Cellular component (GO): cytoplasm
Molecular function (GO): DNA-binding transcription factor activity; DNA binding
Source: RefSeq, a predicted model, not a curated record
CACCCACCAUGCCCACCAUGCCCGCGCACGGACACCCCACCGCGCUCGCGCCCGCCGCCGCGCCCACCGUGCGCAUCGUCGAACAGCCCGCCAGCAAGGCACUCAGGUUUCGUUACGAAUGCGAGGGUCGGUCAGCGGGUUCGAUCCCCGGCGUGAACAGCACGAGCGAGCGCAAGACGUACCCCACUAUCGAGAUCUCCGGCUGCAGCGGGAACGCCAUUGUCGUCGUCUCCUGCGUCACCAAGGACCAUCCAUACAAACCGCACCCUCACAACCUGGUGGGUCGUGAGCGGUGCGAGCGCGGCGUGUGCACGGUGAAGGCGGAGCUGAGCGGCGACAGCACGCUGGUCUCCUUCAGCAACCUCGGCAUUCAGUGCGUCAAGCGCAAGGACGUCGACGCCGCGCUGCGCACGAGAGAGGAGCUGCGCGUCGACCCAUUCAAAACGGGGUUCAGCCACCGCGCGCAGCCGCAGAGCAUCGACCUGAACGCGGUGCGGCUGUGCUUCCAAGUGUUCGUGACGGGAGAGCGCGGCAAAGUGCGCCUCGCGCUCGCACCCGUCGUCUCCGACGUCAUCUACGACAAGAAGGCCAUGAGCGACCUCCACAUCGCCCGCGUCUCGCACUGCACGGGACCCGCCGGCGGCCGCAUGACCAUGAUACUGCUCUGCGAGAAGGUGACGGGACAGGACACGGCCGUGGUGUUCUUCGAGAAGGAGAACGAGGAGGUGGUGUGGGAGGCGGCGGCCACCAACGUGCACGUGCACAAGCAGGCCGCCAUCGCCUUCGACAUACCCCCCUACCGCGACCCCGCGCCCCGCGACAACGUCAAGGUGUACCUGCAGCUGAAGCGGGUGACGGACAACGCGCGCAGCAACGCCGUCAACUUCGAGUACAUCGCGCCCCCAGGUACUGCGCGCAAGCCUCUCCCCGACCUCGCCCCCUACGCCGCACUGCUGCGUCACAAGUCCGACACCAACAACAACCGCCCCCCACCCCCACCCCCACUCGCACACGACACACACGCGCUACACCACACCGACACCACCGACAACACCGACACCGACCUCGACCCCGUCAGCUCCACCAGCGGCGACGUCGACCCCCAGCCCGACCCCCAACACAACGACCACUCCGCCGUGAACGGUGACAUCGCCGAUGUGGUCGACUCCCCCGAGAAGAGCCUCGACGACCUGCUGGACCAGGUGGCCGAGCUCGACGAGAUAUACUCCGAGAACAGAACGAGGCUCGAGACUGCCGGCACCGGCACCGCGCGAGACGCCGACACCGACCUCGAGGACUUCGAUGACGCCGGCACCUACACCAGUCUUCAGCUCGCCUUCCGCAACCCCCUGCCCAUCGCCGAGCCCCCCGCGCCCGAGCCCGACCCCCCGCCCUACGAGGACGUGCACGUGCAGACCUACCGCGGCCCCAUCAUAGAGUUCACGACCCUCAAGCGCGACACCGACGACGAGCGCGCGCCGCCGCUGCCCCCCAAGCGCGUGCGCAAGACCGCAGACUCCCUGCGCGCCAGUCAGACCUCCGUCGACAGCAUCCUACGACCCGGCCGUCGGCUGCCCCUCGCGCCCCCCGCACCCGCCGCACCCCCAGCCCGGCUAACGGUGGCGCACAGCGAGCCCGCGCUGCCCCCCGCGCCCAAGAAGCGCUCCUUCCUGUCGCGUCUGUUCCGGCGCAAGGAGAAGUCGCCCGCCCCCAGCGUGAAGUCCGCGGCGGAGGGGGGGCGCGGCAAGCCGGCCGGCCGCUCCGUCAGCAGCGUGUCGGGGCAGCGCCCGGCGCGCUUCCGCUCGGCCACGUCACACCACUCGCUGAGGGACAACGCGUCCGCCGGCGGGCUGAGCUACGCCGACAGCGUGACGCACAUCUCGCUGCACGCGGACCCCGACGAGGUGUCGCAGAGCUCGCUGCGGCGCUCGGGGCCGCUCCCCCCCGCGGACGGCACCAUCCUGGUGGCGGAGAGCGUGCUGGCGCUCGACGCCUCCGCCUUCCGCAAGCUGCGCGACGACCUCGACCUGACGGACGCGGAGCACUACGCGCUGUACAUGGCCGUCGCCCCACACGCCACCGCAUCCGAGUUCGACGACACCAGCUGCUACUACUCCCCGGUCGAUAUCUCCUCCUCCUCCAACUUGCACAACUAGAGCUACAUCCGACUUUGACUCUGACCCACCUCAAUCCGAGAUGAAGGCGUCAAUAGAAGAAUACGAAACAAACGACUCGAUCCACGAACAAAGUUUGUUGUCUCGCUCUCUGUUUACACCAAACAAUGUACACAGUAAACAACACAUACAACAAGUACAUUCACAGAAUAAAACUUUAUUAUAAGGGAUCAUAACCAUUUCAUACAAAACACAUUACAUUGGUGAAAUUUAAACUUCCAUCAAAUGUGAUUUAAAGUUGUAAUGUUUGUCUGUGUACUUAACGUAAUUCUUCCUAAGUCUAGCUCUUAUCAAAUUUCUAGUCUAAUUGCGAAUUUACAGCAAUUUGUACG